Suncus etruscus (white-toothed pygmy shrew) is the source of this 3878-nucleotide messenger RNA. It is a transcript of the gene STIL, whose product is annotated as STIL centriolar assembly protein. Lineage: Eukaryota; Metazoa; Chordata; Mammalia; Eulipotyphla; Soricidae. Gene Ontology annotation, biological process: smoothened signaling pathway; protein localization to centrosome; centrosome duplication. The transcript has 16 exons. The record is from RefSeq and is a predicted model, not a curated record. Bases 38 to 3859 code for a protein of 1273 amino acids. Gene Ontology annotation, cellular component: centriole; centrosome.
UGAAUAUUUGAUUUUGAGUAUAUGGUGUUCAACGACCAUGGAGUCUCUCUAUCCUUUUGCAGGGGUCCAGGGGAAUAACAGGAUUCCUUCAAGCAGGAUGGUACCUUUUCACUUUCCUCCAUCAAAACGUGCACUCUGGAACCCAGUCCCAAUUGGAGAUUUCAUCUGCAUUCAUCUCAAUAACUUCAGAAAACCAAAACUCAUAAUAACGGAAAAGGUCAUCCGACUUGCUUGUCGUCAUGCAAAACAGAAUAAAAAAAUCUUGUCAUGCUUUUUACUUGGAGCUCUCACAGUAGAUGAAGAUGAAGAAGGUGUGACAUUGACAGUAGAUCGCUUUGAUCCUGGUCGAGAAAUACCUGAAUGCUUAGAAAGAAAGCCUACUGCUUCUCUUCCUGGGGACUUCGUGAUCCCGUGUAAAGUUCAAGUUCAAGGACAUUGUUCGAGAGAAAUCACAGUUCAUAAUGCAGAUGACUUCAGUUCUGCUUUCAAGGUUCUACAGCACCAUGUAUGUAGCAAAGAAUUCUUGGACUGUGGUAAAUUGCUUUCUCUAAGAGCUCAUAUCACUUCAGCAGAGAGUCCGGACAGUGUGAAUUUUGACUUGAAUUGUGCAGCAGUAACUUUGGCAAACAGCUUCAAGUGCACACCUGUCAAGCCCAUCUCGAUUAUUCCAACAGCUCUGGCAAGGAACUUGAGCAGCGAGUUGAAUAUUUCUCAAGUUCAAGGUACCUACAAAUACGGAUAUCUAACCAUGGAUGAAACUCGCAAGUUGUUACUUUUGCUGGAGUCUGAUCCCAAGGUUUCUUCUCUGCCAUUAGUGGGAAUUUGGUUGUCUGGAAUUAUACAUAUCUAUAAUCCUCAAGUAUGGGCUUGCUGCUUGAGAUACAUGUUCAGUUCUUCUAUUCAAGAAAGAGUUUUUUCAGAAUCUGGAAAGUUUAUUAUAGUUCUGUAUUCUAUGACACAUAAGGAUCCUGAGUUUUAUGAAUGCCUGCCCUUUGAUGACAGAUUUUCUGACCUUCAGUUUCAGCUAUUAACCAGCAAGGAAACAUUACAUUAUUUCAAAAACGUUGAACCUUCUGACAAAAAUCAAGUCCAGCUCGAAAUGAGUGCUGAGAGUCCAAAUGCAGAAACAGAGUUUUUCGGCAAAGUUUCUAAGAAUGUUUCAAUUAAGAGGUUCUCCCAAAAGUUGUCUCCAGGAAAAAUGCCAAUGAAUGAUCAUGACUCUGGUGUUGAAGAUGAAGAUUUUUCUCCGAGACCAAUUCCUAAUCCUCAUCCAGUGAGUCAGAAGGUUUCUAAAAUCCAGCCAUUGGUUCCUGAGCUUUCACUUGUGCUAGAUGGCAAUAGUAUAGAAUCACAUCCUCCUAAGCCAUUGAAGAUGGCACCCAUUGAAAAUUCUCCUGGUCACUUAGAGCGAUUGCAAUCCCAGCUGUAUAAUGAGAAACAGAGCCUACAUGCUGAAAUUGGAGAGCCUUCCUUGAGAGUUCUGCCAAAUCAGUUAAACCAAAGCACCACUCCUUCAACACGUAGCAAAAUGAGAGAGCCAGCUGCCUGUAAGAAGGGGAAGCCUCGUGUUAGGAGAGGUGUGCAGCCACCUCAGAAUGGACCAUCUGCAGAGGCAGUUGGAAACCCUCAGACAGUUUCUGCUGGAAGUAUACACAAAGAAGAGUUUCCUGUAAGAUCUUCCAACCCAUCUUCUCUUGUCCCACAGCCCCUCCCACACAAUUUUGUUUUUUCGGUUGAUAAUUCAGGAAGACCUGUGGAACUUCAGAUACCUACUCCUCCACCACCAUCUUACUAUUCCACAAAUGUUUGCAGUUGUUGCCAACAUCAUGGGCAUAUUCCGUACAACCCAAUACAUUCUUGGCAAGGAAUGAACAUCAUGGGUUCUGUUCAAGACCUCCAGCCUGAUGUCCUUCAGAAGCACUCAUUAUUUCACUCAAGUGGAUAUCCAGCUCUGUACCAUAAUGCAUGUUGUUCUUCAAGUAGUCCUAUAGCCUUGAGACCUCAGGGGCUUGUGGGUGGUUCCCCCCACAACAGUGUAGAACCAUCUCCUAUGGCAAGAUUACCUUUGCACAUGGAUUCCUAUAACCCUCAGCCCUGUGCGCUGUGCAUGCAGACACCCAAGGCUGGGGCAGAUGAUGGAAUGAUGGGACUUUCUCCAGAUGCUUACAGGUUCCUUACAGAACAAGACAGACAGCUGAGGCUACUUCAGGCACAGAUUCAACGUUUAUUGGAAGCACAGUCGUUGCCACCCUGUUCCCCUAAGACAACCACUGUUGAAAACACAAUGCAAGCUGCUGGACAGAUGGAGGUGGUUUCCAUGGAAUCACAGACGCCUGGUUUGCACAUGAGAAAAAGUGUAAGCAUUGCUGUGAGCACAGGUGCCAGUUUGUUUUGGAAUGCUGUAGAUGAUAAUCAGGCGCCUGAAUCUCAGCUAAAGCAAGAUGAUACCAAGAUUUCUAGUGAAGAUAUGAAUUUUUCUGUUGAUAUUAACAAUGAAGCCACAAGUCUUCCUGGCAGUGCAUCUUCUUUAAAAGCAGUUGAUAUUCCCAGUUUUGAAGAGAGUAACAGUGCUGUGGAAGAAGAGUUUAAUCGGCCACUUUCUGUGUCCAGCUCUUCUCCAAUUGUGAAAAAAGAACCCAAGGUACCAGUGUUCUUUCCACAUUCACUGCUGGCAGAGGAUGUGAAUUUGUGUUUGCAGAAUGGACCAAUAGAGGGCGCCAAUAACAAUUCUGUAACAACUGAGGAACCAAACACUGAACAAGUUCCACAAUCCUUGCCUCAUCAAACUUCAGAUAACCCGAAAAUAUACCAGGACUUACUGGGUCAAGUGAACCACUUACUAAACUCCGCCAAAGAAACUGAGCAUCCAUCUUCUAAAGCUGUUAUCAUCAGCCAGGAAUGCACCAGAACUCAAAAUGUUUAUCAUACAAAGAAGAAAAAAAAUGAUUCUGGACAAGUGGACAAAGAUUGUGUUCUUAAUGCAACUCUUAAGCAACUGAGAAGCCUUGGAGUAAAAAUUGAUUCUCCCACUAAAGAGAAGAAAAGUGCACAUAAAGUUGAUCAUGCCAGUGUGUUGGCAUGUAUCAGCCCUGAAGCAGUGAUCUCCGGAUUAAACUACAUGUCUUUUGCCAAUGUUGGCAUGAGUGGCUUAAGCCCUAGUUGUGUGGAUUUGAGCAUGGAGGCAAAUGCUAUAGCUUUGAAAUAUUUAAAUGAAAAUCAGCUGUCACAACUGUCUCUGGCCCGAUCAAACCAAAAUAACUUCGACUCCUCUUUAAACCUUGUGCAUAUGAAUACAGACAGAAGUACAGCAGGGCUUUCACCAAGUAACAUGUCAUUUGCAACUAAAAAGUAUAUGAAGCGAUAUGGACUCAUACAAAGCAGUGAUAAUAGUGAAGAUGAAGAGGAGACCACAGAGAGUACCGAGAGCAGAGGUGAACAUUCAUUACAUUCAUUAAAACAAAACUUUAUAUCCAUCCCUGAACAGCUUGGUGAUCAGAAGCAGCCUACAGGGAAGCCCUGUGAAAUAAUGAACUAUUAUGGCUCUGAAUCUGUAAGUCCCCACACGGACUCGCCUGUUUUGAGAAAUAUCACCAACGAAAUUGUUCAUUCAAAAACUGGACAGCAGUGGAAUGAAAACCCGGAUUUCUUACUGAAGAACCUAAAACCUAGCCCUGCUGUGAACCUUUGGACUGGAAAAGCAGAGUUUACCCAACAUCCUGAAAAAGAAAAUGAAAGGGACGUUCCAAUUUUUCCCGAACAUUUGAAACCUUCUGACACUUUAAAGAACAUGAACAGCAUGAGUUCAGUAGGCACAUUCUUAGAUGUAAAGCGUCUCAGACAGUUGCCAAAAUUAUUUUGAACGUUUAACUCCUGCCCUC